UGACUCGGGGCUUCCAGCGCCCGAGGCGCGGGUUGACGUCAGGCGCGCCGCAGCGGCUCAGUGGCUCGCGGCAGGUGCGGUGCUGUUGGCGUAGUCGGGUCCAGUCUUCUUCCAUCAAGAACCGGUCAGCAGCACCCGGCCGCUGCGUGGAGCAGAGAGGUGCAUUGCCAGGUUCCUGAUGAACCCAGAGAACCCUCCACCAUAUCCGGGCCCCGGCCCAACAGCCCCAUACCCACCUUACCCACCACAGCCAAUGGGGCCUAUGGGAGCCCCACCUCCUCAGGGGUACCCCUACCCACCUCCUCAGGGGUACCCCUAUCAAGGAUAUCCACAGUACGGCUGGCAGGGUGGACCUCAGGAGCCUCCUAAGACCACAGUGUAUGUGGUAGAAGACCAAAGAAGAGAUGACCUGGGCCCAUCCACCUGCCUCACAGCCUGCUGGACUGCUCUCUGUUGCUGCUGCCUCUGGGACAUGCUCACCUGAUGAGCCCAGCUCUGUGCCUGGCCGCUCUGUGCGCCUCCGAUAGGUGUGUCUGCUUCCACUCUUCUGAUUGCUGUACUAAGCGGCUAGCUCUGCACCGACACCUCUACCUUCAGUCCUACGGAGUUUUAGAUUAGUGAGGGGUACUGCUAUUUAAUUCAGUGACUUGAUCUUUUUAAUGUUCAAACGUCAUUUCUUACUGAUCCUUAACAAAUGUGCUAAAUAAUUUUACUUUUUUUUGGCCAAAGGCUUAGUUAUGAAAUAUAUAUUUAUAAUGUUUAGAUUAUACACUCAAGGUAAUGGCAAUAUGUGAUACACUACUAGAUCUCUCUGCUCACACCCUGUAUGUUUCAAUAAACCUGUCCAAACCCUGCUGUCUGAA
This is a messenger RNA of Onychomys torridus (southern grasshopper mouse), 863 nucleotides long. RefSeq names its product cysteine rich transmembrane module containing 1 (gene Cystm1). The coding region runs from base 179 to 484 and encodes 101 amino acids. The transcript is spliced from 3 exons. Gene Ontology annotation, cellular component: extracellular exosome. Lineage: Eukaryota; Metazoa; Chordata; Mammalia; Rodentia; Cricetidae. The record is from RefSeq and is a predicted model, not a curated record.